Molecule: messenger RNA, 3192 nt
Organism: Kwoniella botswanensis
Lineage: Eukaryota; Fungi; Basidiomycota; Tremellomycetes; Tremellales; Cryptococcaceae
Exons: 3
Coding region: 1-3192 (1063 amino acids)
Source: RefSeq, a predicted model, not a curated record
AUGUCUGCUGGAGUAUAUACGACACCUCGAGAGAGGAUGUUUAUAGCUAAGAUGGAGCUGUUAGAAGCUGAACAAGAAGAGAGGGCGAAAUACAAGUUGGACAAGAGAGAAAGUAGGAGGAGAGUCAAGAACUCUAAGGCUGAAGAACCUGUGGCUUCAUCUUCACGUUCUGUCUCUGGCACUCUACCUUCAUCAAUCUUGCGUAAAUCUGCUACUCUCCCACCUCCAUCAUCAUAUCAGCCGCCUGCGCCUUCUUCACCGCGAUUCACCCAGAAACCCAUCGUCCCAUCCUCCUCCGCCCCAUGCCUGCCUCUUCCUCCUGCACCAAUCAUCUCCCAGAAUACGGAUUUUGGUCCUCCCAUUCAACUUCCUUCUCCCGCUACUGCCAGCACUAAUGGCGUAAGAAGACGAAGUAGCCGAGUCCGAUUCUCCGAUCAACAGCUCCAACCUACCCCAAAUCUCAAUCAGACAUUAUUCGUCUCUCGAUCUACCUCAUUGAAGGGUCUAAGGAGGGAAUCGUCAAUUGACGGUUUACGUCAGGAUCUCAUGCAAGCUUCAAGCUCACUUAAUGGACAUCGUCGACCUUCGAUGAAUAGUCCUGGCAGGAGUAAUUCGCUUGGUGGUAAGAGAUCUUCAAUGACAUCUAAUCGAUCUUCCAUCAAUUCCGAUCCGUUCAAUUGGACAACAUCGUCUUUCGGUUCUCGUUCUGGGUCGGAUGUGGAUAUUACCUCUGAAAUUGAUAUAGGAUCUAGAAAACAAAGUUUAGCAAAUACGUUCGAAGUGGAUUUGAAUCUUGAUCAAUUAGAGGACGAGUUUGGGUUGGAGAUGAGAGACGAAUUAGGAUUCAAACCUCAGAUGUUACCUUAUCCGAAGAUAUCCAAGAGAUUAUCAAGGCUAAGCUUAGAAUCUACCAACUCAAGUGUGUGGUCAAGUCAGGAUCAUGUGACUAAUCUCAGCACGAUCAAAAAUCAAGAUAUAAAGCCCAUCUAUUCUGAUUCUGUCGAUUCACCAUCGGUCAAUUCUACUUUGAAAGAAACUUUGGAAAGAUCUUCUCUAGAUUCGAUUGGAUCACAGAAUGUAAACAUUGAUGGACAAUUGAGACAAUCGAGUCAGUUCUCGCUAGAAGCUAGGAUUAUCAGCUCUGGUGCGGUCUCGAGAAAAUCAAGUUAUGCACCUUCCUCAUCGAUGGUAUCGAUGGUAGAAAAUGGUAAUACUAGUACCCCUUCUUCCUUGAGAUCAUCAGCUUCUGAGAAUGAACAAUCGUCCGGAAUCAAAACAUCGAUAUCAUUUCAACUCCCCUCUACGGCGAAUGCUCUGGCAUAUUCAAGUUUGUUACCUACCCGGAGAAAGCUGAGCGGAGCGAUAGAUGGACACAUCCCACGCAUAAACAGAGGUGGAUGGGAAGAUCCAGAACUUGGUCUCUCACCUCGAUCGGGUCCUAUAAGGGUAUCAGGUAGUCUGUCGACUGUGUCGAGGAGAUGUACCAAGCUGGCUGAGGAGGUACUACCACAACCCGAGGUGGAGCAGGAACAAGUUGAUUUAGCACCAGAAUUAGGCGCAAAGAUGGAAGAUGAACACAAGCAAGAGGUUAUUUCGGAAACAUCACAUCAAGAAGAAAUGGAUUUUACAGAAUAUCAGAACGGGCAGAGCGAUGCGACGAUUACGCCAACCAAAGGUCAUACUCGAUCAGAAUCAACUCUCAGCGCUAUAAUGGCUUUCCCCAUUCCACCCGAUAGGAUAAUAGAGAACGUUACAGUCCAAGUUGAUACUAUAGUUGAGCAGGAGAUUGUAUCUCAAGUGAACCAAUUGGCAGGAGAAAAAGUGAUUGAAAUAGCACUGAACUCAGAAAUUACCGUCCCUGCUGCUAUUGAGCCCUCCGAGUUACAAAGUGGUGUCGACGAGCAAUUGGUAAUCUCCCUCAAUUCACCUUUUGUCGAAAUUCCAAGCACCGACAUCGCUACUUUACCUUCAGUGUUACAAAUUGAUUUCCCACAUGUUGACGCUGAACUCACACGAUCCACAGUAACUCCCAGACUUGAGACUUGUCCAUCCAGUCCUGAGCUUGAGGAUAUCCUAAGGACAGUCACUCGACCUAGACGAGCCAGAAGAUCCGUCAGAGCAGAUGACUUGAACGACACCGAGACCGAGGAGAGUGAUCUAGACAUCGCCUCUCCACUUGUCAAAGUCGCUCUCAGCUCUCAUAUCCUCUCACCUAAAUCACGUCUUCUCUCUGCGUCAUCCUCAUCUUCACCUAUAUCUCGACCAGGGUCAAUCCGCUCAGUCAGCGCGAAUAGCAUCAGCACCCUAUCCUCCCUCCGAAGUGGAUUAGGUUUAACUUCGGGAAGAGGAUGGAGUGGAAGUGAAUCAGAGGAAGAAGAUUGGAUCUCCACCGUUCGACAUAUAAGGGAACGUAAAUCGCUUACACCUCAGAAGCAGAAUAGAAGGAAAUCUGAGGGAUUGACAAUCCAAGUGGAACAUGACAUCGUUACACCAACUCAGAUUAAGAGAUUAUCAACAUGUUCAACUACAUCGACAAAUUCGAACAAUAGGAAUAAAAGUACAAACAGGUAUUCUCAAUUAUCCGAAAUUUCAACUAUCACCACAACAACUACAACGUCAACGGCAACGACCGAAUCCCAUUUGCCUAUCACACCAUUAUCGCUCGAAAUGUUAACUCCCAGUACAGUCGGGUUAUUGACCAGGACCAACUCCAAUGCAUCGUCCACCUCCUCGAGUCAGAAUAACAAAAUUGGUAAUUUUCCUUGGGGAUUAUCUUCCCCUCCAGAUUCACCUAUUAGAGGAUUAUUCGUCAAUAACUUAUCGCCCACAAAGGAAUUCUUCACUUCUUUUAGAGAUACUUCCAGAGGGAAGAAGGGAAAGAGGCAAAUGCCAAUGCCUACUAGAGAAGACAUGUUGGAAGACUGGGGAGAGCCUGAGAUACUUAUUGAUCAACUUGAAGGAUUACCAGAGUCUGAUAUUGAAGAGAGAUCACUCAGGGGAUCAAUAUCGACGUUGAGUCUUAAGAGUGAUAUUAGUGUUUUGGCAGAGAGGUACGGUGGUAUAGAAAGUAGGAGAUCGACUAUCAAGUUGAGCUCGUAUCAGAAGGAGGAGAAGAGAUCGCAAAGUCCAGAUAUGUGGAUGAAUGUGGAGGGAGAGAAGAGUUUAAUGGAUGAGGAGAUGCCUGAGAUUUGA